AUGUCCUCUCAAACAUCACAAUCAUCAACAUUUCCCGAUCUACACAAAGGAAAUGAUUUCCAGCGAUACGAAUGUAAUACCAAUGUGAACAUGAGAAGAUAUGUUCCAUCUCGAUUACCAGCAUUGUCCUUACCUUGCCAUAAUUUACAUUCGUUAUUUUGCGAUGAAAUUCAAUCGUCUACCCGCAUAUUACCAAAAGUAUUCUAUCCUUAUCCUCGAUCUUCGGCGCAUACAAUCGUAUCCGAUCCACAAAAUUCUGAACAAAACACGAAUUGCAAGUCAACAAAUAAUCGCGUGCGUAAGUCUCUCAUUCGAUCUGUAUAUCAUUGUCCAACGGUAUUUCGUCGGAACACCGAUGAUGAACAAAUGGCAUUGUUUGGCAAUUCGGUUAAUAUUAUUCGCAUAUCUGUACUUCCAAGUGCAGACUCGAUCUAUCCGUCUGCUUUAUGGAAGAAUCCAAAUCCCGCUCAGCAUACAUGUAAAUCUUUUAGGAGAAAUUACCAACAGCUGUCCGUAUCAGCGAAUGAGCAUGUCGACGAUGUUCCAUUGUUAUUCAACGAUACAUCACAAUCAUCCAUAACAAUCGAUCAUGAUAAUGAUUCAACGAUAGAACAGUUGUCAUCUAUAUCAAAACCUCUGACUCGUAAACAGUUGCACGUUUAUCUUCCACCAAUAAGUUACUAA
Molecule: messenger RNA, 684 nt
Organism: Adineta ricciae
Lineage: Eukaryota; Metazoa; Rotifera; Eurotatoria; Adinetida; Adinetidae
Source: the annotation of a GenBank genome assembly